This is a messenger RNA of Perognathus longimembris pacificus (Pacific pocket mouse), 801 nucleotides long. RefSeq names its product kallikrein-1-like. Gene Ontology annotation, biological process: proteolysis. NCBI's taxonomy places the organism in Eukaryota, Metazoa, Chordata, Mammalia, Rodentia, Heteromyidae. The transcript has 5 exons. Gene Ontology annotation, molecular function: serine-type endopeptidase activity. Bases 1 to 801 code for a protein of 266 amino acids. The record is from RefSeq and is a predicted model, not a curated record.
AUGGCCAUGCAGGUGCUGGUCCUGUGCUGGGCUCUGUCCCUGGGGAGGUCAGGCGCCACACCCCACAUCCAGUCCAGGAUUGUCAGAGGCUGGGAAUGCCUGGAACACUCCCAGCCAUGGCAGGUGGUUCUAGUCCACUCUGGCAAGAUCAAGUGUGGGGGAGUCCUGGUGAACCCCCAGUGGGUACUUACGGCAGCCCACUGCAUCCAAGACAAUUACACUGCCUGGCUGGGUGGCACCAACCUGCUUGACAUUGCAGAAAAGGGUCAGUGCAUCCCUGUCAAUGCCAGCUUCCCGCACCCACAAUACAACAUGAGCCUGGUGAAUGACCACACUCCGGGCCACGGCAAAGACCCCAGCCACGACCUGAUGCUGCUGCGCCUGCUGCACCCCGCCAAGAUGACCGGCGGGGUGCAGUUCCUGGAACUGCCGCUCUUUAGGCUGGCAGAGGGGACCACGUGCACUACUUCGGGUUGGGGCAGCGUCAAGCAAGGCCCAGGGACAUAUGUGCAAACGUACAAACUGCACUGCGCAAAGCUGGAGAUCCUCAGUAACAAGUGGUGCAGGCACAUCUACAGCAAGAAGGUGACGGACACCAUGAUCUGCGCAGGAGGCCUCCAGAAGGAGGUCGGAGGCCCCUGCAUGGGUGACUCUGGGGGGCCGUUGGUCUGCAAUGGUGUGAUCCAAGGGGUGGCAUCCUGGGGCCUCUCCAGGUGUGGUGUCUUUGGCUAUCCGAGCAUCUUCACCCGAGUGCAAUCCUAUAUGAAGUGGAUCGUGGACACCAUGGCAGCCAAUCUCUGA